This is a messenger RNA of Neltuma alba, 833 nucleotides long. RefSeq names its product PRELI domain containing protein 3B-like. The record is from RefSeq and is a predicted model, not a curated record. The transcript has a single exon. Gene Ontology annotation, cellular component: mitochondrial intermembrane space. Lineage: Eukaryota; Viridiplantae; Streptophyta; Magnoliopsida; Fabales; Fabaceae. Bases 195 to 752 code for a protein of 185 amino acids.
AUGAAUAUUUGCAUCUGAACUAAAUAUUUCCUUCAAUUACCUUACUGCUUUAUUUGGUGUCUGUAAUGUCAGGGAUCAUUUAAAAUUUGAUUAAGUGUGGUUUAAGCAAUAAUGCGUAUUUUUGGAAUAAAUGAGCGAAAUGAAAAUUUCACGAGUUGACUAAUUUGCUGUUGUGUUGAUGAUGAAGGACAGUUAUGGUGAAAGCAUACACGCAGGAAUACACUUACAGGCACCCAUGGGAACGAGUAACUUGUGCAUCUUGGCGCAAGUUUGCUGACCCUGAGAACAAGCGUAUAUUAUCCCAUAUCUUAGAAGUUGACACAUUGAACCGCAAGCUUGACCCCCCAUCUGGGAAGCUUUAUACCACUCGCGCUAUCACUAUCCAUUGUCCUGGACCAUGGUUUGUGCGCAAAAUUGUUGGUCAGGAUAUUUGCCACUGUGUUGAAUCAACAGUUGUUGAUGCACAGUCACGGUCGAUGCAGUUAACUACUCGUAAUAUCAGCCUCCAGAAGUUUGUAGAAGUGGAGGAGAAGAUACGAUAUGAUCCUCAUCCUGACAAUCCCAAUGGGUGGACAAUUUGCCAACAGGAGACUCGCAUCCGUAUCAAACCAUUGUCAGCAUUGGCAUCCAUGGCUGAAAAGGUGGAGCAGCGAUGUGCUGAGAGGUUCAUUCAGAAUAGUACCAAGGGAAGAGACGUCAUGGAGAGGAUAUGUAAAUAUCUGGAAGCAGAGUCUAGUGGCCUUGCUCUGUAAUUUUGCCUUGAUGAUUUCAUUUCAGGUUUUGUAGUUUAGCUCUUGGAUUUACAAAUAAAUGAGAAAAUUGCGUUAGAGUUA